Molecule: messenger RNA, 3019 nt
Organism: Cricetulus griseus (Chinese hamster)
Lineage: Eukaryota; Metazoa; Chordata; Mammalia; Rodentia; Cricetidae
Source: RefSeq, a predicted model, not a curated record
ACGCGCUCCAGGGGGUGGGGACGCAAGCUCACGACUGCUGAAUGACAAAUCGACUGGGGACAGCUGGGGUCCGGCCCCAGGACGGGGCGGGGCGCGCGUGAGAGCGGCGAGUCUGGUUGUGCGCACGGCCAGAGCGGCGGUGGGACUGGUUUCCCAGCUCCCCAUCUGGGCCAUCUGUCCGUGUGCCAUCACCUCAGACCAGCAGGAUGGCUGCCAACAAGGGCAAGAGCCAGGGCUCCCUGGCCCUUCACAAAGUUAUCAUGGUUGGCAGUGGAGGAGUCGGCAAGUCAGCCCUGACGCUUCAGUUCAUGUAUGAUGAGUUUGUAGAAGACUAUGAACCCACCAAAGCUGACAGUUACAGAAAGAAGGUGGUCCUUGAUGGAGAAGAGGUCCAGAUAGACAUUCUGGACACAGCCGGCCAGGAGGACUACGCAGCCAUCCGAGACAACUACUUCCGAAGUGGAGAGGGCUUUCUGCUUGUGUUCUCCAUCACAGAGCAUGAGUCCUUCACUGCCACAGCCGAGUUCAGGGAACAGAUCCUGCGAGUCAAGGCCGAGGAAGAUAAAAUCCCACUGUUGGUCGUGGGCAACAAGUCUGACCUGGAGGAGCGGAGGCAGGUGCCUGUGGAUGAGGCCCGGGGCAAAGCGGAGGAGUGGGGCGUGCAGUAUGUGGAGACAUCAGCCAAGACCCGUGCCAAUGUGGACAAGGUGUUCUUUGAUCUGAUGAGAGAAAUCCGAGCAAAGAAGAUGUCGGAAAACAAGGACAAGAAUGGCAGGAAGAGCAGCAAGAGCAAGAAGAGCUUCAAAGAGCGUUGCUGCUUGCUGUGAGCUGGGCGAUCAGAGCAUCAGAGCGCAGAGUUGGCCGAGCUGCAGAACGUGAGGCCAGAGGUGGCCUCCAGUCUGGCUUCGCUCUCCACAGCCACACUCACUGUCACUCCUUUAAAUGGGACCGAUAUCUGUGCAUCGGUGGCUGGCAGAAGAAAAACACCUUUGUGCAGUAGAUCUGUUAACUUUGGCAGGAGCUUUGAGAAUCUGCCCCCCUUCCCACCCUCCCUGAAUCGUGACAGCCACCAGCUCUAGGGACCUGUGCUGGAGAUCCCAAACAACUGAGUUGGGAUGAUAAGAAAAGUAUUGUCAUUAGCAUCUUAUUCUCCCUAGUUUUAGACAUAACCAUCUUUUGUUUGAAAAUUAAAAUGCCUUAUUUUAGCUGGGCAUGGUGGUCCCAGCACUUUGGAGAGUAAGGCAGGAAGGGUAGCCCCAGUUCAAGGCCAGGCUGGGCUACCUAGCAAGACCCAGUCUCUAAAAGAAAAAAAUUAAUGUCUUAUUUUCUUAGUUUUAGAAAAGGGUCUCUGGUAAGACCCCUUGCCAGUUCUUAUCAGUUCAGAAGUACACAGAGAAAUCUAAGCUCUGGUAAUAGUGAAAACACAGCCGUGGAAGCAGAGCUAGAAAGGUGAGUUUCACUUGGGCCAGGGAUGCUGAAAAGCCUCCUGGCAUCUGGAGUGAAAGUGGGAUGUUGUUCUCUUCUUAUUUAAAUGCCAGCCAGGUGCUGGCUGUGGGCUUUCUCUCCUCAGCACUCUAUUUAGUGAGGGAACUUUCUUUGGGGGAGAUGCAGGCCUGUGCUCCAUAGUGGGCUUGCUUUUUCUGGCUAGGUCAUUUUCAUAUCUUCUGUCCCCUCCCACACCAGCCAUAUCACUGGUCCCUCUCCACUCCUCGCCCAACAGUCCUACUCUUUUAUUCCCUUUUCUUUCUUCUGAGAGAUGUGACCAGUUCGAAUUAUGUCCCGGAACAUAAAGCCAGUGCCAGCACCAGCCGGUCUGCUUCCUCUACAGACACCAGGUAACUCCCAAUUUACAAGUAGAAUGGCCAUAGCCUGUACCUCCCUGGCAGCUGGCUGGUUCUGGUGGCACUGAGAUGAACCCACUCUCUCGUCAUGGGGAAGGGGACACUGGGACAGCAGGCUGCCACUGAGCACACACAUUCCUCCCAUUUUUCAGAAGUGAAUGUUUCAUGUUUAGGUGCCGAAUGUGAAUUUGGGUGGGGAGAGCAGGAGCCCUUCGCAUAGAUGGUUUUACAGAGGUUGUGGGAACUGAGAUCUGAUCCCUCGAAACUGAUCUUGUGUCACUUCCAAAGAAUCAUGGGCUUUUUUGAAUAAUAAAAAAAAAAAAGCAAAAUAUGCUUUUCAGGAUUUCCCGAUUUUGCCUGCGUGCCACCACAUGGAAUGCUUUCAUGGAAAGAAAUUAGCAGGUAGAGUUAUUUUUAGCUGAUGUGCCUUGGUAUCAGACAAACAUUACUUCAGUGAAUCCCAUGGGCUGGGAAACACAACUAUAAAUAUAAACAAUAAUUGUAACUUCAUCUCUCUUUUGGGAGGCAUCUCCAUCCUCCUUAAAAUAUAAAACCUUGAAGAUAAUUACACUUGAGUGCUAACAGGAAGCCCUGUCAGUUAAAGAUUUCGCUGACAUAAAAACAUGCACAUGAGGCUGGAGAGAUGGAUCAGCAGUUAAGAUUACCCAGUGCUCUUCCAGGGGACCAAGGUUCAAUUCCCAGCACCCACAUGUUAGCUCACAACUAUAACUCCUGUUCCAGGAGGUCUAACACAGACAAACAUGCAGGCAAAAUGCCAGUUCAUAUAAAAUAAGAAUGAAUAGAUAAAUUUAAAAAAAUUAAGAGCACAUGCUACAAAAUCAUGAGGGCCUAGGUUUGAAUCCCCACACAGAUAUAAAAAAGCCAGGUGUGGCUUUGUGCAGGUCUGUAACCACAGUGCCAUGGGAGUGGAGACAGGAGGCUCGCUGGGGCUUGCUGGUGGUUGCCAGCCAGUCUCCAGGUCCAGUGGAGACCCUGUUUCAAAGGAAUGAGAUGGGGAAUGAUAGAGCAAGAUACCCUACUUCUUCCUUGUAAACACAGUUACACACACAUACCACAAACCUGUUCUACACAUAGACACAUGUAAAACAUCAAAGAUAACGCUGCCUAUUAAAUGAACCCAUGUUGGUUUCACUGACAUAAAUGUACUUAUUAAGCUA